GAUGACAUCUUUAGCAUCAUUUCAGUGCACUAUCAGGCGUAUCUCAUAAAAUAAAAUAACGAUUAAAUACAAUUACUUUUAAAUCUAGUUCUUUAACACUUCGGCUAUCCAGGUCAACCUUUUACACUGCUAUUUCAUUAUUUACAACAAUGUAUCAGUCAAGUAUCAGUUUUGUUGGAUUCGGUACCAUGCAAUCAUCUGUUAACGGUACACAGCGAAGCCGAGACAUAUGUGAAUAUUUUAGGGAGCUAGGGAUCGAUCCUACAGACUUCUUGAUGCCUGAAGUAGAUAUGGAUAUAGCCAGAGGUAUUUUCAAAUGUUUUCAAAGUAAUAUGGGAAACUUUACCGAUUUGACGGUCAACGUUGGCAACACAAAGUUCAAAUGUCACAAGUUUGUGUUAGGUUCCUGCUCUGGAUACUUUGAGGUUUUCGCAAGAGAUAAAUCUGAAUCAAGCUGUACAGUAUAUGGAAUCUUACCAGAAACAUUUGCUCUUAUACUUGAUGCUAUUUAUAAAGGGACGAACGUUUUAAAUGAAGGUAAUAUGCUGCAAAUCUGGCAUGCCGCAGAUCGACUGGGGAUCAAUUUGUUAUUAAUGGUAUGUGAAAAGUUUGUGAAAAGUAAGAUAACGGUUCUGAACUAUAGAGAUGUUUUAACGAUGGCGAAAAUAUUGGCCUCAUCAACUGUUAUGGCAAAGAUAAAGGAAGUGUUGGUAAAAUCGUACUUCGAGCUAGUAUGCUUGGAUGAUUUUAUGAAAGUUUCACAAAAAGAAUUGAUGGAGAUUCUUAGGAGCAAUCAGUUAAAUGUAUGCCCGGAUUUCCGUGUUUAUUCCGUCUUGAAAUGGGCAAGCGCUGAUUAUAAUUCAGCUCACUUUACAGUGCGGAUCAUUGGAAGUUCAAAUGAAAAGAACUUUAACGACGCUGCAACUGUGUGGGUCCGCAGACUUUGCCUUCAUCAGCUACUCGCUAUAAUCCCACUCCAGAACAUCUCAACUGACUGCCUCUCGCAGCUAAUGAACAACAAAUACAUUCUAGAAGACAAAAAUGCAAUGGGAAUCGUAAACGGCAUUGCAUCAAGAAGGCUUGAUGUCUAUGCUUAUGAGAGAAACAACAGCCAGGACCCUGGAUCUCCAGGACCCGUGUGA
Physella acuta is the source of this 1142-nucleotide messenger RNA. Its product is annotated as kelch-like protein 41. The record is from RefSeq and is a predicted model, not a curated record. Gene Ontology annotation, molecular function: protein binding. NCBI's taxonomy places the organism in Eukaryota, Metazoa, Mollusca, Gastropoda, Physidae.